AAACGGAGCGAUCGCCGGUCUCGUGAGCUUGCUUCCAUUUUCGAGUAUGAAAUACGUGCAGCUGACUUGCUCGACCGGAACGCUCUUGAAUUCUUUCGAAGCGGUGCCGCGAGUGAGAACACGGUCCGCCUCAAUAGGUCAUGCUACAGUAAGAUUCGAAUCAGACCCCGUUGUUUGGCUCGGGUCGGUAAUCGCAGCUUGGUGGUCAAUAUACUGGGAAUAAACUACAAGAUGCCUAUCGGGAUUGGUCCGAUAGGGUUGCUGAAGUUGGCGCACUGCGAUGGCGAGAAAGCAAUGGCCCGAGCAGCCCGUACGAUGGGUAUACCCUUUGUUCUGAGUGCACUAUCGAGUGUUGCGAUUGAGGACAUUGCGGAGGCGAUCCCCAAAACUCCAAAAUGGUUCCAGUUAUUUAUAUUCAAAGAUCGUGAGUUGACGGAAAAUUUAGUGCGGCGGGCGGAGAAAGCUCGCUUCAAGGCGAUCGUGGUAACGGUUGAUGUUCCCAUCGUAGGAAUGAGACGAAAUGAAAUGAAGAACCCAUUGACAUUGCCGUCGAAAGUGACUUUUGCAAAUCUUUGCCCACCAUAUCACAGUGUGUGCACAAAAAAUAUAAUGGAGUAUGUGAAAAAUCAGUUCGAUCCAACCGUCGGAUGGGAUUCUCUUCGAUGGUUGCUGAGUAUUACCACUCUUCCAGUGAUCGUUAAAGGAAUUCUUACAAAGGAAGAUGCGGUGAUAGCUGCUGAAUUGGGGGUACAUGGGAUCAUUGUUUCCAACAAUGGAGGACGUCAGCUGGAUUCGGCACCGGCUACCAUAGAGGCACUUCCGGAAAUUGCUCAGGCGGUUGGAAAUCGAGUAACGGUGAUGCUUGACGGUGGUAUUAGUCAGGGAACGGAUGUGUUCAAAGCAGUGGCAUUGGGAGCUAAAAUGGUGUUUCUCGGUCGGACAGCUGUUUGGGGUCUGACUGUAGGUGGUCAGAUCGGUGUUGAAGACGUACUCGAUCUUCUCAGAUUAGAGCUUGAUUCAGCAAUGGCGAUGUCCGGUUGUAAGACCCCCAUACACAUAUGCGAAAAUUGUGUGCGAUUCGAGUCGGAAUUGCUCAGACCACGUUCAAGAAUCCCGGAUAACUAUAAUUUCGACGAUGACGAUAAAGAUGAUGAAGUAGUAGUGGUCGAUAGACGAAAAUCAACUGUAAGUGAAAAGCUGGUAGAUAAUAACUUGGUUCCAACAGGCGAAGAUGGUUUAGCGAAAGAUCCCAAAAGUGGAGAUGGAGUCGAUGAAUGCGGCAAAAAUAUCAGUCCGUGGUGUAAAACUGUGAAUAAUGAAACCGAGCCAGUGCGAUCACCACCACGAAUAACCAGAGAAGUUCGUGUAGUCCCAGAAGUGGCCAAAGUGCUCCAGCGGAACAUAAAAGCUGAAAUUAUUCGGCGCAAUCAGGCCAGGAACAGCGAAUACCGAAACCGAGCCCAUUCCAUGCAAACUCUAAUCAGUAUUAAGAAACCAACCGGAGAUUGUCGAUGCAUACUGUAG
Molecule: messenger RNA, 1524 nt
Organism: Toxorhynchites rutilus septentrionalis
Lineage: Eukaryota; Metazoa; Arthropoda; Insecta; Diptera; Culicidae
Product: 2-Hydroxyacid oxidase 2-like
Exons: 2
Coding region: 232-1524 (430 amino acids)
Molecular function (GO): FMN binding; oxidoreductase activity
Source: RefSeq, a predicted model, not a curated record